Molecule: messenger RNA, 964 nt
Organism: Peromyscus leucopus (white-footed mouse)
Lineage: Eukaryota; Metazoa; Chordata; Mammalia; Rodentia; Cricetidae
Product: olfactory receptor 51G2
Exons: 1
Coding region: 26-964 (312 amino acids)
Biological process (GO): G protein-coupled receptor signaling pathway
Cellular component (GO): membrane
Molecular function (GO): G protein-coupled receptor activity; olfactory receptor activity
Source: RefSeq, a predicted model, not a curated record
AGCUCAUUCAUUCUCUCCAUUUACAAUGACACCAGGGCCCCUAGGAAAUGGCAGCAUGUCCUCUACCUUCUUGCUGAGUGGCAUCCCUGGGCUGGAGCACAUGCACAUCUGGAUCUCCCUCCCACUGUGCCUCAUGUAUCUGGUUUCCAUCCUGGGCAACUGCACAAUUCUUUUUAUCAUUAAGACAGAGCCCUCCCUCCAUGAGCCUAUGUACCUCUUCCUGUCCAUGCUGGCUCUGACUGACCUGGGUCUGUCUCUUUGCACCCUCCCUACAGUGCUGGGAAUCUUUUGGGUAGGGGCACGAGACAUUGGUCAUGAUGCUUGCUUUACCCAGCUCUUUUUCAUCCACUGUUUGUCCUUCUUGGAAUCCUCUGUGCUGCUCUCUAUGGCCUUUGAUCGUUUUGUGGCCAUCUGUCGUCCUUUGCACUAUGCUUCCAUUCUCACUCACACGGUGAUUGGCAAAAUAGGCCUGGCCUCUUUGGGCCGUAGUGUUGCACUCAUUUUCCCAUUGCCCUUUAUGCUCAAACGAUUUCCUUAUUGUGGCUCCCUAGUCCUCUCACAUUCCUAUUGUCUCCACCAAGAAGUGAUGAAAUUGGCCUGUGCAGACAUCAAGGCCAACAGCAUCUAUGGCAUGUUUGUCAUUGUUUCCACAGUGGGGGUGGACUCCCUGCUCAUCCUUUUCUCCUAUGCACUCAUCUUGCGCACUGUGUUGUCCAUUGCCUCCCGGGCUGAGAGACUCAAAGCUCUCAACACAUGUGUUUCACACAUCUGUGCUGUGCUUUUGUUCUAUACUCCUAUGAUUGGCUUGUCAGUAAUCCACCGUUUUGGGAAGCAGGCACCCCAUCUGGUGCAAGUGGUCAUGGGCUUUGUGUACCUUCUUUUUCCUCCUGUGAUGAACCCCAUUGUCUACAGUGUCAAGACCAAACAGAUCCGAGAUAGGGUAACUCAUGCCUUUUGUAACUAG